AGCCAUUAACAACAAGAAGAAGAUAACCGGAAGUAGAAUGUGUUUCAUAGAGAGGCGCUACAGACAGUGUGCGCUGUAGUUAUGCGACUGUAUGUAUCAUACAGUGAAGAUUUACUCAUAUUCACAGUAUCUUCAUUAGUUAUUGUGUAAUGGCGGCAGGAGGAGCGACGCAUGUGGGGGAUGUGGAGGAGGACGCGUCUCAGCUCAUGUUUCCUAAAGAGUUUGAGAACGCAGAGACGCUGCUGAACUCUGAGGUUCACAUGUUGCUGGAGCAUCGCAAGCAGCAGAAUGAAAGCGCGGAGGAUGAGCAGGAGCUGUCAGAGGUCUUCAUGAAGACCCUCAACUACACCGCCAGAUUCAGCCGUUUCAAGAACAGAGAGACCAUCGCCAGUGUGCGCAGCUUACUUCUGCAGAAAAAACUUCACAAGUUUGAAUUGGCAAGUUUAGCAAAUCUGUGUCCUGAGGCUGCAGAAGAGGCCAAAGCCCUCAUCCCAAGCUUGGAAGGCCGGUUUGAGGAUGAGGAGUUACAACAAAUCCUGGAUGACAUUCAGACCAAACGCAGCUUCCAGUAUUGAGCUGCCAACUCUCAUUCAGUCAGAAUGAUGUUCACUUUGCUUUCUCUAAUGGCUCUUUAGAGCAUCAGUUUCCCUGUCCUUUGUAUGUCUUUAUAUAUUGCCACCAUUGUUCAAUUCUGUAGUUGCUUAACAUGCUAUUGUUUCGAGAAAUAAAGUGUUUUUGAUAAAAAUGA
Messenger RNA from Megalobrama amblycephala (Wuchang bream), 748 nucleotides. It is a transcript of the gene polr2d, whose product is annotated as RNA polymerase II subunit D. Gene Ontology annotation, molecular function: translation initiation factor binding; nucleotide binding. Lineage: Eukaryota; Metazoa; Chordata; Actinopteri; Cypriniformes; Xenocyprididae. The coding region runs from base 150 to 575 and encodes 141 amino acids. The transcript has 4 exons. Gene Ontology annotation, cellular component: RNA polymerase II, core complex; P-body. The record is from RefSeq and is a predicted model, not a curated record. Gene Ontology annotation, biological process: mRNA export from nucleus in response to heat stress; positive regulation of translational initiation; transcription initiation at RNA polymerase II promoter.